Messenger RNA from Paramecium octaurelia, 1939 nucleotides. NCBI's taxonomy places the organism in Eukaryota, Ciliophora, Oligohymenophorea, Peniculida, Parameciidae. The record is from the annotation of a GenBank genome assembly.
AAUACUUUCAUGAAUUUUAAUAAAGAAUUGAUCAAACCUCAGAAUCUAACUAGAAUCUAAUCUUAAGCUUUUCAGAUAUAUUUAGUAAAUAUUCAAGAUAAGUCAUAUUUUGGAUUUAUUCCAAAGCCGGAAUACUAAAAUAGCUAGUACUUGAAUGAGUUUAUUGCUGGGGAUAUGCAACAAUAAAAUGAAAUCAAAUAUCUGCGAAAAUACAAUAAAAAUGCUAGUUAGGGUUUUUUUGCAUUCGAAGCAUACAAAGAUUAUUUACUAUUGUCAGAAUUGAAAUAAUUGCAGGAAUAAGUGAUUUUAAAGAUCUUCUAAGACCUUUUAAUUGCUUUAUACUACAUUCAUUAUAAAAACCUCUUAGGAAGGUGCUUUAAUGUAAAUAAUAUUUUGUUUGUUGAAAAUCAGCACGCUGUUAUGAUGGAAUAUGGAUUUUACCCAGAUUUAGAAUAUUAAGUGCCAGAAAUGAUAUAUAAUUAAACUUACAAUGAAAAAGUGGAUAUCUUUUUAUUAGGGAGAGUCAUCUAUUAUUUGAUGGUUGGAAAUGAGUUGCCAAGAUUUGAAAUGAGCAAUUUAAGUUAGGUUUCUUCCGAUAUCAAUUUAUCUAUUGCUUAAACAAAUUAUUCAGAAGGGCUGAAGAAAUUAGUGAUAUAAAUGCUAUCAAUAGAUGUAAAUAAAAGAAUUGAUUAUUUGUUAUUGCUGUCGAAAUUUAAAAAUAAUUAAUUCUAUUCCUUUUAGGAGCAGUUUUACAAACAGAAUACUUUGAAAAAUAUCACUUCAAAAGUUAUAGAAAAAAGAGAAAAGUAUACACAUUCUAAAUGUGAAGAAUCCCAACCAUUCGAUAUUGGAUAAACAAAAAUAAUUAGGGUAAUAUUUUUAUCUCAUAAUUUUAAGAAAAUAUUUGAAGAAUAGCAAAUUAUUUCAUCCUAACCAUUAGUUCAAGAAAAGAAUAACUUAGUUGAUGAUACUGAACCUCCCAAUUCAAAUAUUAGUUCUCUCUAUCCUCCUGAAUUUGAAAAUCCUGUUGAUUCAACAUCAUUAAAUUAAAACUAAAUUAUUAGUAAGGUGUCACAAACUUAGACUUAUGUGAAAACCUAAUAUAAUACUGAAGAUAAUCAAUUAAAGGGUUCUCUACUGGAAAACGAACUAUUAUUAAGUGUACUUCCAUUUCUUAACUCGGACAGGCCCAAGGAUUAUUUAAUUUGGAAUCAAAUCUAUUUUUAUCUGUAUCGUUUUUCAUUAAUGUCAAAACUUAUUGAUGAAUUGCAAUCACAUUUCCAAAAGACAAGCAACAGUUUAAUAUCAAUAGCAAUAUAUGGAAUGAAAAAAGCAUAAUUAAUACUUAAGAAGGAGUAUCAAUUUGCUUUAGAAUCAUUUUUAAACCUAUAUUAUAUUCCAGAGUAAGAAUGGUAAAAAUUUACCUAAUGUUCUGAGGAGUAUAAAAAAAUGAUUGGUAAGAUGAAGUUAGAUAUUGAUGUUAGUCAAAAAUUUUUGUUGUAGAAGGAUUAUUUAUAACUGAAAAAAAUUUUAGAUUAAUCAAAAAAUGAAGGAGUGGUAAAAGAAUUAUACAAAUUAAUUGAAAAAUAUUUGGAAGAUGUAUUUUAUAUAUAUUAUGAAUUGUUAGAACACAGAACUUAACAAUUUUGAAGAUAUCAAAAGAUCUUAUAGAUACAUUUUAACAAACACGUUAUCCCUCUUUGAAUCUUAAGAUGACAAGAAUAACCCUUACGUUAGGUUAUUAAUUUUAAUGUGCAUAUUGAUAAAUAGAAUAUGUGAUGUGUAACACAUUCCAUAGCACUUUAACACGAUUUGUUAAUUUAUGAAGGUUGAUUCAAUAAGCUCGAUAGUGCAGAUUGAGUAAUUUUUAAAGAAAGCUACGUAUAAAGAAUUUAAUCAAUAAUUUGAAGAGUUAAAGUAAACUUAUUUUUCAAAUUGA